Molecule: messenger RNA, 354 nt
Organism: Rotaria sp. Silwood1
Lineage: Eukaryota; Metazoa; Rotifera; Eurotatoria; Philodinida; Philodinidae
Source: the annotation of a GenBank genome assembly
AUGGCAUCACAAGUUGUAGGUCAUUGGAAAAUUGUUGAUUUUUCAUCACAUCCUGAAUGUACUGGCUAUUACUUUGAUAUCAGUUCUGAUGAUCAAACACCAAAUAUGUAUCGUCUCAAUACACGCGUAGUUAAUGGUAUGUUUUGUUCUUUACAGCAUGAUCCCACAAGUAAUCAAUGGACACUUGUUGGAGCCGUUGGAGCAACAAUGAUGAUGGGACCACCAGAAAAAAUGGAAAAAGAAAAUAUAAUUGGUGACUUAAUGUCUAAUAUUCAAAACUUGCAAGUUAAAAGUGGAGAAGUUUUAGUUAUUCAAACAAAAAAUGGUGACGAAGUCCGAUUACAACGUUCAUAG